CUAUCUUCCCUUGUCGUUCUUCAGUCUCCUCGCAGCGGCAGCAAGCGGCGGAGCGAAAGAGGGAGCAAGAUGCCGGCUGGGCACGGGCUGAGGUCGAGGACGAGGGAUCUCUUCUCCCGGCCCUUCCGUAAGAAGGGAUACAUCCCCCUGACCACCUACCUCCGCACCUACAAGAUCGGCGACUAUGUCGAUGUCAAGGUGAACGGGGCCGUCCACAAGGGUAUGCCCCACAAGUUCUACCACGGCCGCACCGGCAAGGUCUGGAACGUCACCAAGCGCGCCAUCGGCGUCGAGAUCAACAAGCAGGUUGGUAACCGCAUCAUCAAGAAAAGGAUCCAUGUCCGUGUGGAGCAUGUGCUACCUUCAAGGUGCCAGGAAGAUUUCCGUGCGAGGGUGAAAAAGAAUGACCAGUUGAAGGCCGAGGCAAAGGCACGGGGUGAGGUCAUCAGCACCAAACGGCAGCCGGUGGGCCCAAAGCCUGGUUUCAUGGUGGAAGGCGCUACACUUGAGACCGUUACACCUAUUCCUUAUGAUGUGGUCAAUGAUCUCAAGGGUGGCUACUAGUCUCCAUUGGUUAAUCUUGGCUCUAUGCUUGAUCCUUGGUUUGAUUAAAGACUUCAUCUAUCCAAACUAGUUGUUUUUGCCAGGUUUUAUGAUGAGACUUGUUUGUCAUGCAGAGUAUGUAUCAACUUUUUUGUGGUUGAAUGCUUAAUUUAGUCUAUUAGUCUGUUAUUUA
Musa acuminata AAA Group (dessert banana) is the source of this 736-nucleotide messenger RNA. RefSeq names its product large ribosomal subunit protein eL21z/eL21y. Gene Ontology annotation, biological process: translation. The transcript is spliced from 2 exons. Gene Ontology annotation, cellular component: cytosolic large ribosomal subunit; ribosome. Gene Ontology annotation, molecular function: structural constituent of ribosome. The coding region runs from base 70 to 564 and encodes 164 amino acids. The record is from RefSeq and is a predicted model, not a curated record. NCBI's taxonomy places the organism in Eukaryota, Viridiplantae, Streptophyta, Magnoliopsida, Zingiberales, Musaceae.